Medicago truncatula (barrel medic) is the source of this 1979-nucleotide messenger RNA. RefSeq lists its product as uncharacterized. The transcript has 3 exons. The coding region runs from base 85 to 567 and encodes 160 amino acids. Lineage: Eukaryota; Viridiplantae; Streptophyta; Magnoliopsida; Fabales; Fabaceae. The record is from RefSeq and is a predicted model, not a curated record.
CUAUUAUUAGCUUGCUCACAAGAUUCAUUGUUUUUUGGAUCAAACAUAACUGGAACAUUCUUGGAAGUGUUUGUCCUUCUGAAGAUGAGUGGAGAAGAAAACAAGAUAGUAAAACCAAAGACUGAUAGUGAACUCUUUCUGAAUAACGCUAACCAGUGCGAUUGGAAAAAUUUGAAAAAUGACUCGUGUGCAGGUGCAUAUGCAGCUUCAAGAGCUGAUAUGACAUUAGCUACUACUGACCCUCUUUCCGAAUUAGUUUGGUCUUCAGAUAAAGGUUUAAGUCUUAAAUGUGCCGAUUCAAGCUUUGCUGAUAAAAAUAGUUCUCCUUUUCUCGAUGUUGGACCUAGCUGCUAUAAUCAAUAUCAGGUUGAUCAAAGGCCAACGGAUGAUUUAUUACUUCAAUUAGAUGAACCUAAACCUAUUAUGGAGCAAAAUUCUCCAUCGAGGAGACCUUCCAAUGAAGGCGUAAAUUAUGGUACUAGUACUGCAGUUGAGCCUAUAACUGAAUACAAAGGCUUUGGUGCUGCAGGAACUAAUUUAACAUCCUCCAGCAGGAAUCCUAUAUAAAAACUGGAAUCUAGUGCCGAGAAUGAUUUAAGAAAUGUUGAUGCUGAACCUGCUUGUGCUGCGACAUGGGUAGGUAUUGUUAGUGAGACUAAAAACAAAUAUGAGGACAAUGAAUUGACACUGCCUUGCGAUAAGGUUCUUCCUGUUUUGCAUUCUCCAUGUAACAGCGAAAUCCGCAUCGCAAAAAACAAAGGCAAGGAAAAGUCCUUAUCAGACGGGGAUGCAAAUGUAAGAUUAUCCAUGGAUAAUGACAGCAAUUCAAGUGUUGAAAGCUGUAACAGUGCUAGGUUUUUUUCCACAGGUAAGAAGCGGAAUAACUUUCAACAACAGUUGGUAAUUGGGAGUAAAAGAGUCAAAAUCGACAAUGAAGAAACUUCUGGUUCCAAAUCGUACAUUAAACAAGAAAGCUCAUUUAGAAACUGGAUUUCAAGCAUGGUGAAAGGGCUCUCACAAUCAACUCAAGAUGAUUCGAACACUUUAGCUGUUAGCCUUGCAAAUCCAAAUCUUCAUAAUGCAUGGUUUGACGAGAAAGUAUCACAUGCAAAACGAAUCAAAAUCCUGAGCCGAAAAAUACAGGAUUCAAAUCCAUUUUUCAGUCCAUGUAUUGUCCAAGUUUGAAGAAUAUAGGAACAAGAAUGUUUCAUCAAGGAGAAGGUGACGAGGAUUUAGAGCCAAGUAAUAACACGGUACAUGGAAUAAAUGCUACUCCAAUAACUUGUUUUCUAGAGAGCAAUUUCCUUGACAAACGGCAUUUUCAAUCAAAUAAGUUUGAGCCUAAUAUCGAACCUUUAAAUUUUUAUAACAGUCAGGAAAUAAUCAAAAUUAACCCAGCAGAGAAUGAAAAUUGUUCAAACUUGUGCCUUAGUAAGGAUAAGGAAGAAAUGGUAUCAAAUUCAUCUUCAAUCACAUAAAAUACAAAUAAUACUGAUAAUGUAGAUUCCAACGCACCAUCCGAGAGAAAGGAAGCAGAGAAUAUCUGUCACCGGAAAGACAAUCUAGGGAGUCUAUGGAUAACUCGAUUUGCUCCAAAAUCCAGUGGUUUUGAGGAAGAUGAGAGAAGUAACAGCCAAAAGUUGAAGUAUAUGUUCAACGACCUUUCAUCAUCUUCGCGAGGAUUCACAACCUCGGAGCAAAUGGCUUCGACGUUUGCAAGGAGAUUUGUUGGCCCCAAACAUAUCAUGCCAAAAGACAAACCAGAAUGUACCUCACAAGUAAAUCUGUUUUGUUUGUUUUGUGGAAAAAGAGGUCACCAACUCAGUGAUUGCUCAGCAGUUGCAGAAAGUGAGCUAGAAGAUCUUCAGGAGAAUGUAAAUUCAUAUGAAGGUCCGGAAAAUUUUCCUUUGAUGUGCAUUAAAUGUUUUCAGCUCAACCACUGGGCAGUUUCAUGUUCCAGUUCAAUCUCAAAAAGGAAA